Messenger RNA from Prunus avium (sweet cherry), 1525 nucleotides. RefSeq names its product NADPH HC-toxin reductase 1-like. Lineage: Eukaryota; Viridiplantae; Streptophyta; Magnoliopsida; Rosales; Rosaceae. Gene Ontology annotation, molecular function: oxidoreductase activity, acting on the CH-OH group of donors, NAD or NADP as acceptor. The record is from RefSeq and is a predicted model, not a curated record.
UUGAUUGUAAGUAAUGUAAGACAUAAGAAAGAAUUCUAAAACCAGAAAAUUAUCUUCUCUCAUUCUCACAUUCUCAUAUUCUAGCUUAUCUCUACACAAAUCUCUACACUUUGUUUGGCAGGUGAUCCAUUUAAAAUGGGGCUUCUCAAGGGUCUUCCAAAUGCACAGGAGAGAUUAAGAUUGUUUGAAGCAGACAUAUAUAAUCCUUAUGAGUUUGAGCCAGCAAUCCAAGGCUGCAAAUAUAUCUUCCAUUUGGCUACCCCCUUGCAGCAUGAGCCCAAGGACACUCAGUUCAAAAACACUUCCGAGGCUGCAGUUUCUGGGCUUAACAGCAUAGUGAGGUCUUGCAUCAAAUCAGGCACCGUAAAACGACUCAUUUACACAGCCUCUGUGGCUGCUGCAUCACCAAUCAAAGACUCUGGAAUUGGCUUCCAAAAAUAUAUGGACGAGUCCUGCUGGACUCCUCUCAAUCUCUUAUAUCCUCUUGCCAAUCAAACAUUGAUGGAUUAUACACACUCAAAGACCCUUUCUGAGAAAGAAGUGCUGAGGCACAUUAGCAGUGAGCUUGAAGUAGUCAGCAUUGCCUGUGGCCUUGUGGGAGGGGACACCCUUCUCUCUGUUAUGCCUGAAAGCAUGGGGGUGCUCAUUUCGCAAAUUGCAAGCGAUAAAAGGAGGUACCAAACUCUGAGAUUCUUGGAGGACUUGUUGGGUAAAGUUCCAAUUGUGCACAUUGAAGAUGUUUGUGAGGCACACAUACUAUGCAUAGAGAAGUCCUGCAUCAGUGGCAGAUUUCUAUGUGCCAGUGCAUAUUUGUCAUCUGCAGAAAUAGCAUCUCACUGGAAAACAUAUUACCCAGAUAUCAGAAUAGCUGAAGAGUUUGUGGAAGAUUUAGGGAGAGAAAUUGUUUGGGGUUCCACAGAGCUAGAGAAAAUCGGAUUCGAGUACAAAUUUGAUGCCAAGGUGAUAUUGGAUGAGACUCUAAAGUGGGCACAGAAGAUGGGCGAGUUUGGUUCCAGCCAAGAAAUUAUUGUAUCCAAGUAAUGACCAUGCCAAACAAAGUGCUUGCCUUUGAUAAGUCUCUUGUGCCAGUUAAAAAGAUGAAGAUUUUAAUCUUAUUAUCUCAAGGAACACCAGCAGCACCACUGAUUUCAGAAUAUUGAAAAUCUAGAACAGUUUAAUUCGAUCAGGAAUGGAAUUUAAUUUCUUACAAUCAUCAGAACUAAUCCUCUUGGACCAAAGAAUUUACAAAUCAAUGGGACUGGAAGUGAGGAAAACAUAAACUAAAGACACACAUAGAAACAGUAACUAGCACACUACAUCUAGAAUUUAAAUACCUAGGCAGAGGAAAACUCUCUCUUCACAAGCAUCAUUUCCUUCUCUCUGCUUUUCUCUCUCUCUCUCUCUCUCUCUCUCUCUAAAGGGUAAGGGAAAGUUAUGACUCGUAAGCAAGACUUUCUGUGUUUUCAAAAUGGUGAAAAUCCAAAUCAUCAAGUGAGAAACCAAAAUCCCCAAUUGGUGAGUUGGU